CCGAAAAAGAAAAUUGCGUUCCAGUACGGGAAUAAAUAUUCAUGAUCCUACCGGUACCACGAGUAUCAGAAUGCAAAACAAUGGUAAGAAACAACUCCAAUCCAACACAAACAACGACCAUGACAGCGAGAACAUCUUUUUCAGUGCUCUUGUGCCUCCUGACCAUCAGAGCGGCGUUCUCUCUCCAAUCGCAACCGACGAGGUCAUUCUCUCGCAGGGAAUGGCUUUCGAAUAUGGCAACAACUGCCGUAACUGCCACUACAAUCCUUCCACAAGCUGCUAAUGCCGAUCCCUCGGUGGUCUCGGGACUCCAGGGCGGAAUCCAGGACAAAGUUGCUCCGGGACAUUGGAUUGGUCAAUUCAUUGGACUCAACUCUAAGACAGAGAAAUGGGAAUUCCCCAACAGCACCCCUGAAGAAGUCUCCAAGGCCCUCGUCGACGUCCUCACGAGUCUUACGGAAGAUCGAAAAGCCAAGUUGUACAUGCCGGAGUUCGAGAUCCAAACCGCCGACGCAUCCAAGUUGCACGUCUUAACCUGGACCAAGCUGGAAUGGCUCGAUACACUAGAUGUGACCUUUCGACCUAAGGAAAACAACGGAUGCACUGCUACCGCCAGCUUCUACGCAACGGGUUUUUUGCCGACGAAUAUCCCCGGGGCACCGCUCUUCAACGUGGCCUUCUUUUGGUUUCCCUUUGCAUCGCCGGGACCACGCGGUGAAAUGCUUCAGAGCUUUCGGCUACGGGCCUUGAAUGGCUUGGUGACGAAAAGGCUCGAAGAGAACAAGGUAACGCCCGAUCUAUAUUUUCCAUGACGACAACAAGACACGACGCCCGAAGAUGCUAAUUUGAAACGAAAUAGAGUGAUAAAACAUUA
Molecule: messenger RNA, 874 nt
Organism: Pseudo-nitzschia multistriata
Lineage: Eukaryota; Bacillariophyta; Bacillariophyceae; Bacillariales; Bacillariaceae
Source: the annotation of a GenBank genome assembly